CCCUCUCUCUCCAAUAACGCCCAAUCAGGGGGGGGGGUCUGAUGCUCGGAGAGGAUCCGCUGUUUGGCCCCUUCCCUUGUGUUGAUCCUCUAACUUCUCCAAACCUCUGCUGCUGCUGAGCUCCACGAUCAACUUCGCUGCUUUAAGAACGUCUUCCACCCCAACACAGCGGUGAGUGACUCCUUCUGUUCUCCUCAGCCUGAGAUGAGGCCCUCCCAGCAGCAGGGGCAGCGGGUAGAGGAGCUCUGACCGAAGGCCCACCAUGUCCCCCAAGCUGCCCAGCGGGCCGGGCCGCGCGGCGGAGGAUUCGGCGGUGCAGGUGGCGGUUCGCGUGCGGCCGCUGCUGCCCAAAGAGCUGCUCCACGGCCACGAGAGCUGCAUCACGGUGCAGCCCGCCCUGCGCAGCCUCACCCUGGGCCACGACCGCCACUUUGCCUGUGACUUCCUGUUCGAGGAGGCGUGCUGCCAGGAGGAGGUGUACGCCGAGGCCGUCCAGCCCCUCAUCGAGGCCUUCUUCCAGGGCUUCAACGCCACCGUGUUCGCCUAUGGCCAAACGGGCUCCGGGAAGACUCACACCGUCGGGGAGGCAAACAUCUCCUCCUUUAGGGACGAGGAGCAGGGCAUCAUCCCCAGGGCCGUGGCGGAGAUCUUCAAGCUGCUGGACGAGAACGAUCUGAUGGACUUCUCGGUCCGGGUGUCCUACCUGGAGGUGCACAAGGAGGAGUUCAAGGACCUGCUGGAGGUGGAGACAGCCAGCAGGGACAUCCACAUCAGAGAGGACAAGGGCACCAUCGUGCUGUGCGGGGUGAAGGAGUGCGAGGUGGACGGUCUGGAUGAGGUGCUCAGUCUGCUGGAGUCGGGGAACACGGCGCGCCACACGGGCGCCACGGCGAUGAACCCGCGCUCCAGCCGCUCCCACACGGUCUUCACCCUGCAGGUGGACCAGCGGCGGGGGGGGGGCCCGCGGCCCGCCAGCCUCCACAUCCUCACCUCCAAGUUCCACUUCGUGGACCUGGCGGGCUCGGAGCGUGUGCUGCGCACUGGGAACACGGGGGAACGGCUCAAGGAGAGCAUCCAGAUCAACAGCGGCCUGCUGGCCCUCGGCAACGUCAUCGGGGCCCUCGGGGACCCCAAGAGACGGGGCAGCCACAUCCCCUACCGGGACUCCAAGAUCACCAGGAUCCUGAAGGACUCGCUGGGGGGGAACUCCAAGACGCUGAUGAUCGCGUGCGUCAGCCCGUCAUCGGCCGACUUCGACGAGAGCCUGAACACGCUGAACUACGCCAUGCGGGCGCGCAACAUCCAGAACCGGCCCACCGUCAACCUCCGGGGUGAGCCUGACCGCGUGGAGGGGCUGGAGCAGCAGAUCAGGGCGCUGCGCCGGGCGCUGGAGACCCGGCAGCGCUCGGAGACACGCAUCAUCGCCCACGCCGACCCGUACCGGAGGCCCCGGCCCGGGGACGGAGAGCCCACCAGGGCACAGAGCGCCCACUACAGGACCUGCACCGACACCGCAUACAGGUUGCUGCUGGAGUUGCAGGCCGAGGGCGGCCUGAGCCCAGAGCAGGCGCAGCGGGUGAAGGAGUGGCUGGGCUCGGUGGAGGAGGAGCGCAGCGGCCUCACCAGCGCCUCGGGCCCUGACAGCGGCAUCGAGAACGGCUUCACGGAAGACGGCCUGGGGCCCCGCAGGACGGCCGCCAAACCGCCAGAGCCGGAGGAGCAGUGGGGCCAGGGGCCCGACGCGGAGGGCCAGCUUCAGGGCCGCAUCCAGCAGCUGGAGACGGAGAACACCGACUUCCUGGCGGCCCUCGAGGACGCCAUGGAGCAGUACAAGCAGCAGAGUGAUAAGCUGCAGGAGCAGCAGGACCUGAUCUCCGAGCUGCAGGUGCUGGUGUCGGGCCCCGGCCUGCUGGGCUUCAGCCAGAGGCCCCACACGGCCCCCCUGAGCGCCACGCGCCACAGCCCCUCCGGGGGCCCCCAAAGACAGGGCAGUCCGCUGGGCUCCCUCAGCAACGGCUGCUACCUUGAGGACCCCCCCGGGUUCCCCCACGGCCCCCUCCUGGAGGAGCAGGACAUCCCCGAGGAGGACGACAUCGACGAGGAGGAGGCUCAGCUCCUGAUGCGAGAGAGGAGGAGACAGACAGACCUCACCUGGUCCAAGAAGGACAUGCUCUGUGGAGGACCGCUCUCGGGGGUCAAAGGUCAGACGUCACAGCCGUCCGGGCUGGACCAUCUCCCCGCCUCCGUCCGACGCUUCUCCCACUCCAGCGUGGGCGGCUCCUCGGUGAGGGACAGUCUGAGGAGCCUGGAGGGCCAGGGCCUGGUGCAGGCCCAGCAGAAGAUCAGGGAGCUGUCCGUCACCAUCCGCAUGAAGGAGGAGCUCAUCAAGGAGCUGGUGAAGACCGGCCAGGGCGCCCAGGCACUGAACCGGCAGUACAGCUGUAAGAUCUCGUCCCUGGAGCGGGAGGCGGGGGGUGCGCGGCAGGAGGUGCUGGAGGCGCAGCGGCAGCUGCAGGACGUGGAGCGGCAGGAGAGGGAGACGCGCACCCCCGACCGCAGUCGCGCCCUGGAGUGCCGCCGCAAGGUUGCCGCCGCGCAGAGCAAGGUCCAGGUGCUGAGCCAGCGGCAGCGGGACACGGCACGGCUGGCCUCGCUGCCGGCGCAGAGCGAGCGCCGCGUGUCGGAGCUGGAGCGCAGCGUGCGCAGCAUGCGGCAGCAGCAGGAGACGCUGCAGCGCCGGCUCCGGCUUGAGAGCCAGCAGAAGAGACGGCUGGAGACCGAGAUGCAGCGCAGGACGCACCGCGUCAAGGAGCUGGAGAUGAAGAACGAGCAGCAGCAGAAGAUCCUCCGCAUCAAGACGGAGGAGAUCGCCGCCUUCCAGCGGCAGAGACGCAGUGGCAGCAACGGCUCCGUCAUCUCCCUGGAGGAGCAGCAGAAGAUCGAGGAGCAGAAGCGGUGGCUGGACGAGGAGAUGGAGCGCGUGCUGGAGCAGAGGAGAGGGCUGGAGGACCUGGAGGGGGAGCUCACCAAGAGGGAGCAGAUCCUGGCCAAGAAGGAGGCUCUGCUGCAGGAGAGGAGCGGCCUGGAGACCAAGAGGCUGCGCUCCAGCCAGGCCCUCAGUAAGGACCUGGUGACGCUGUCGGGACGCAUUGAGUCCCUGGAGCGGGAGCUGAGCCAGCGGGAUGGGCUACUGCGGAGCAGCAGCGCUCAGGACUCCCAACAGAUCCGCACCGAGAUCUCCACCCUGCGCGGGGAAAAGGACACGCUGCUGAAGCAGAGGGUGGAGCUGGACGACAAGCUGAGGCAGGGUAGCCUGCUGUCUCCAGAGGAGGAGCGCACGCUGUUCCAGCUGGACGAGGCGAUCGAGGCUCUGGACGCAGCCAUCGAGUACAAGAAUGAGGCCAUCAGCCAGAGGCAGAGGCAGCUGCGGGCCUCGGCCAGCAUGCUGUCCCAGUGGGAGAUGAACCUCAUGGCCAAGCUCAGCUACCUGUCGGCCUCGGAGACCCGCGCACUGCUCUGCAAGUACUUCGACAAGGUGGUGUCGCUGCGGGAGGAGGAGCGGAAGCUGCAGCUAGCGCUGGCGGACCUGGAGAUGCAUCUGGAGGAGCAGCAGCGGCUUGUGGCGUGGCUGGAGAACGCGCUGGACCGCUCGGCGCUAGACACGGACCGGCGCCUCACCCAGCAGCAGAAGGAGCACGAGCGCAGCGUGCAGCUGCUGCUGCAGCAGUGCCGAGAGCAAAUGGACGAGGGUCUGGCGGGGCGGCAGCGGCAGUAUGAGGGCUGGAUCCACAGCCUCAACACGGAGCUAAACCACUUCAAGGCCUCCAACCUGGAGCUCAGCGGGCGGCUCAGGGAGCUGGCGGCCCCCAGUGGCCAGCCAAGGGACUACACCAGAGGGAGCAGCGGCGGCGGCGGCGAGACACCGUCUCCCCGCGGACCGGAGGACGGGUCGCUCCGGGUGCGGGCCCGGGAGGAGAUGAGGGAGCUGGUGAACGCCCCGCUGCCCUCCUCCUGGCGGCGCUCCUCCCUCCCCUCCGAGGAGCCCCCUCCCGUCAUUGAGGAGCUGCGGCGGCGGUCUCCCGCGGAGGCCCCCGCGCCGCGCCCCGGGCCCUGGGCCGGGACCCCAUCCCUGGGGACCCCCUCCCUGCCCCUGGUGAAGCCCCGCCGGGAGUCCCGCCGGAGCAGCCUCAACACGGGCCCCCUGAUGGCCCCCAGCCCCCUGAUCGACGUGCGGAGGAACCCCAUCUAGGCGCCUUCUAUCUUUCUAUGUAUUUUUUUAAUGACUGGUUGGAGGCGGUUCAGUGUGUGAGUUCUCCCUCCAGGCGAUCGACUCCCAGCUCAGCUAGAGGUCACUCUCCUCAGCACUACCAUGCCCUCUGAUCUGAGCUGCUGCUGCCUAUGCUCCUCUCUGUUCUCUAUCGCUCACCACCUGGGUCUUCAUGGUUCACCUUUGUGUGGCUCCGGAGGUGAACCGCACACCAGAAGGUUGCUAGUUCGACUCCCGGCUCCUCCUAGACGAGUGUCGAGGUGUCCCUGAGCAAGACGCCUCACCCUGACUGCUCCCGUCGAGCUGGCUUUCGCACUGCAUGGUGGACACGCCGUUGUUGUAUGAAUGAAUGUUUGGGAUGUGUUUAUGAGUGGGUGAGUGUUGGUGAAUGAGUUAGGAUGUGCUGUCUGUAUAAAUCAGUCCAUUUACCAGUGAAUCAAACCCUCCUCUUGGAUCAUGUAUAGCCUGUUCAACUCUUUUAUAGUGUAUAAUAAACCAGUAUUUUUCUUUU
Gadus macrocephalus (Pacific cod) is the source of this 4778-nucleotide messenger RNA. It is a transcript of the gene kif7, whose product is annotated as kinesin family member 7. Lineage: Eukaryota; Metazoa; Chordata; Actinopteri; Gadiformes; Gadidae. The coding region runs from base 263 to 4249 and encodes 1328 amino acids. Gene Ontology annotation, molecular function: microtubule binding; microtubule motor activity; ATP binding. The record is from RefSeq and is a predicted model, not a curated record. The transcript is spliced from 20 exons. Gene Ontology annotation, biological process: mitotic spindle organization; microtubule-based movement.